CGACCCAACCAGGGGCCCUCCUGCUCCCUCUCUCCCCGUUCCGCCCACCUCCCUCCUCGAUCUGUCCCGGCGAGCUAACCCCCCCCCCCCCAAAUCGCCUCCAAUUCCUCCCCUCCUCUCUCGCAGUGGUGUAAAGCCGAGCACAUCACAACAUCACCAAACCAUCACCACCGGCAACCCUCAAUCGUCGCAGGUGACAGGCAUGAGCGGUGCGCUCUCCGGCGUUGUUAUCGUACACAGCUACUGAGUUAUAUACACACAACAGUAUAUAUACACAUUACUGUGUUAGCUGUGCUGCGUGCUAACUGAGAGCUGGGUCUGCCACGGAAAGAAGAGGGAAGAAAAAAAGGAAAUCUGCGCCGCUGAUUUUGCUCAAUUGAAGGGAUCGAUUGACUGCACGGCUCCGCAGAGGGAACAAACUGAUCCCUCCAUCCCCGACUGCUCCGGGGUGGCAUGAAUGGUAGGACAUAGAGCUCUACCAAGUACAGGCCAUGGCACCACGCAAGCGGGCACGGGGGCUGUGGUGUCUGCUGUGCUGCUUCGACGGGUGCCAGAGGGACGAGCCCCCGCAGAUCACACAUGGCCUCACGCUGCACCGUGACCACGUCUCCUCCAUCCAUGCCCUGGAGGCCCCCAUGCCCAUGCCUUCUCAGGAGGAGCUGGACAUGCGUUUCUCCGAGCUUGUGGAUGAGCUGGACCUCCCAGAGAAGCACCGUGAGGCCAUGUUCGCCCUGCCUGCAGAGAAGAAGUGGCAGAUCUACUGCAGCAAGAAGCAGGAACAGGAUGACCCGAACAGGCAGGCGACGAGCUGGCCCGACUACUACAUCGAUCGCCUUAACCAGAUGGCAACGAUGCAGUCCAUGUUUGCGUACAACCAGGAGGAGGUGGAGACACGCAACAAGACGGUGGAGGGCCUGAAGACUGCCCUGCGCACCCAGCCCAUGAGGUUCGUGACGCGCUUCAUCGAGCUGGAUGGCCUCUCCUGCCUCCUGAACUUUCUAAAAAAAAUGGACUAUGAGACGGCCGAGAGCCAGAUCCACACAUCGGUCAUCGGCUGCAUCAAGGCCCUGAUGAACAACUCACAGGGCAGGGCGCACGUGCUGGCGCACCCCGAGAGCAUCAACGUGAUCUCGCAGAGCCUGAGCUCGGAGAACGUGCGCACCAAGGUGGCGGUGCUGGAGAUCCUGGGCGCCGUGUGCCUCGUGCCAGGCGGCCACCGCAAGGUGCUGCAGGCCAUGCUGCACUACCAGCAGCACGCCGCCGAGAGGACGCGGUUCCAGACACUGAUCACCGAACUGGACAGAAAUACAGGGAAGUACCGUGACGAGGUCAGCCUGAAAACGGCCAUCAUGUCCUUCAUCAACGCCAUCCUCAACGCUGGAACGGGCCAGGAAAACCUGGAGUUCCGAGUUCAUCUCAGAUACGAGUUUCUAAUGUUGGGGAUCCAGUCGUUGGUUGACAAGCUGAGGUCACAUGAAAAUGCCACUUUGGACCGACAUCUGGACUUCUUCGAGAUGAUCCGGAACGAGGAUGAAGCCGAGCUGGCCAAGCGAUUUGACAUGAUGCACAUCGACACGAAGAGUGCCGGGCAAAUGUUCGACGUCAUCAAGCGAAAGCUGAAGUUCACGGAGGCGUACCCACACCUCAUGUCCAUCCUCUACCACUGCCUGCACAUGCCAUACAAGAAGAGCAGUGUGAUGGUGCAGCACUGGCAGCUGCUCGACCGCAUCCUGCAGCAGAUCGUCCUGCAGAGUGAGCGUGGAGACGACCCCGACGUCGCCCCCCUGGAGAAUUUCAACGUCAAGAACAUCGUCCGCAUGUUGGUGAAUGAAAACGAAGUCAAACAGUGGAAAGAGCAAGCUGAGAAAAUGAGAAAAGAGCACAGUGAGCUGUUGGGCCGCCUGGAGAAGAAGGAGCGGGAGUGCGAGGCGAAGACGCAGGAGAAGGAGGACAUGAUGAAGACGCUGAACAAGAUGAAGGAGAAGCUGCAGCGCGAGUCUCAGGAGCUGCGCGUCGCUCGUGAGCAGACGGCGGCCCUGAGCGCCAAGCUGCAGGAGAUGGGGCACACGGGCAUCAUCACGGGCCCGCUCCCCAGUCUUGCUGCACCCCCGGCUCCUCCGCCGCUCAUGGGGAUUCCACUUCCUCCUCCCUUCCCUGGCAUGGGGGCGCCACCACCGCCUCCACCCCCACCGGGGGCACCUCCGCUCCCCCCGGGGCCCCCUCCACUCGGCAUGAACUUUGCAGUGGCCCCAGCGGCACCCGUCCUCAAAAAGAAGAACAUUCCCCAGCCAGCCAACCCGCUCAAGUCCUUCAACUGGGCCAAGCUGCCGGAGAACAAAAUUGAUGGCACAAUAUGGAGUGAGCUGGACGACCAGAGAGCGUUCCGAGUUCUGGACCUGCAGGACAUUGAGAGGGUAUUCUCGGCCUACCAACGGCAACAGAAGGAAUUGGGUUCAACCGAGGACCUUCACCACGGCAACAAGAGAGCCAAGGAACUGUCCGUCAUCGACGGACGCCGGGCUCAAAACUGUGUCAUCUUGCUCUCCAAGCUGAAGAUGUCCAAUGAGGAGAUAAAGCGAGCGCUGAUGAGGAUGGAUGAGCAAGAGGAACUGCCCAAAGAUAUGCUGGAGCAGCUGCUCAAGUUUGUGCCGGAGAAGAGCGACGUGGACGUGCUGGAGGAGCACCGGCACGAGAUCGAGCGCAUGGCCCGCGCCGACCGCUUUCUCUUUGACAUGAGCAGGAUUCCUCAUUACCAGCAACGGUUACAGGCGCUUUUCUUCAAAAAGAAGUUUGCCGAGCGACUUGGGGAGUGCAAACCGAAGGUGGAAGCCAUCCUACUGGCGUCACGCGAGGUGUCAAGAAGCCGGCGCCUCCGGCAGCUGCUGGAGCUGGUGCUGGCGCUGGGGAACUACAUGAACAAGGGCCAGCGAGGCAACGCCUACGGAUUCAAGAUUUCGAGCCUCAACAAGAUCGCCGACACCAAGUCCAGCACCGACAAGAACAUCAACCUGCUGCACUACCUCAUCAUCGUGGUGGAGAAGAAGUUCCCGGACGUGCUGGGCAUAUCUGAUGACCUGCAGCACGUGCCCGAGGCCGCCAAAGUCAACCUGACGGAGAUGGAGAAGGAGAUCAACAACAUCAAGAUUGGGCUGAAAGCUGUGGAAGCUGAGCUGGAGUUCCAACGGACGCACGCCUCGGCCAUCGGCGAUCGCUUCAUCUCCGUCAUGAGCGACUUCAUCACUGUGGCAAGCUUCAGCUUCUCUGAGCUGGAGGAUUUGCUGAGUGAGGCCAAGGAGAAGUUCAACAAGUCGGUGUCACACUUUGGAGAGGAAGGAGGGCGCACGCAGCCCGAGGAGUUCUUCGGAAUGUUCGACGCGUUCCUCUCGGCGUUUGGCGACUCCCGGCUGGAGCUGGAGGCCAUGCGGCGUCGCAAGGAGGAGGAGGAGCGGCGCGCACGCGUGGAGGCACAGCUGAAGGAGCAGCGUGAGCGGGAGCGGAGAGCCAAGAAAGCGCGGCAGGGCUCAACUGAGGAGGGCGGCGAGUUCGACGACCUGGUGUCGGCCUUGCGCUCCGGCGAGGUCUUCGACAAGGACCUCUCCAAGCUGAAGCGCAACCGCAAGCGCUCGGGGAACAUCCUUCUGGAUGCAAGCAGGGAGAGGCCUUUGGCCAAGCUCAGCUAAAGCUUGCUGCUAAGCUGGAGUGAGGCGGUGAAUGUUAUGGGCGGGAUGAGCAAACAAAGGAAGCCUGCUGGCUUUAGCAGAUUGACAAGGUGGGGGGCAUGAGUGAACUGGAGGUUGAAGAGUGGAUAAAUAACUUUUCGAUGUAAAGAAUGAACCUGCAAGUCUGCCCAAGGCUGGCCUUUGAAAUGAUUGCAAGAGAAUCCCUGGAAACAGCAGCCAGGGAUGAUUUUUGAAAUGAGAACUGAAGAAGAAGCUGCAGGAAGGAAUGGCCCCAUUGCUGUCUAAUGUAAUCACCACCCUUUACCAAUUCCUCUCACCCACCCUUCCAACUCAAGGUGAUGGAUGGUUGGACGCUGGACAUAUAUGACCAUGCUGCAGAAAAAGAUCUUCAAAAAAGACACUUGAAAAUUGAUGGGAGGAUAUUGGCCGGCAGUAUUUGCAACACAAACAAUGAGCACAAAGAUACUGUUGUACAUCACUGCCUUUCAACGACACCCCGCUAACGCAAGUCUCAUUAUAUGCAUGAGCUCAGCCAAGACAUUUCGCCAAAUCCAAUAGCCAUUUGUGUAGCUUUGUACGUAAAGAAACCAGCGCCACGGUCUUCAUCUGAUAAGAGACUUGAUCUGUUUAAACUGGGCAAGUACGACGACUCCCGAAGCAACAAAAAGCAAGAUCGGAUUUGCACGCAUAAAUAAAUAAAUUACAAUAGAACGUUCCUCAAGUUUGUGGGCAAAAUUCAAGCUUCAUUUCCAAAAGGUUGCCAGCACGUCAGUCUGCAUCAGGAAGGUUGCUCUUCACUGGUCCCACUGUCGACCACAGGACACUGUUAGCAUUAAUUAAUUUUGGAAGCAAAUUGACCCUCACUGUAAGGAGUCAAGUGUUUUCAUUUAAGUCAUCGCCACUUUAUUACAUUUUACACCAAAGAACUUUUGCAAAGAUCAGUGUAUUGGAAGUAAGCGUACAGUAGUUGAAUUGACAAUGUUAUGUUCUCUAUGAAAAAUAAUAUUUAUCUGCUAAAAGUAUUUUAAGAGCUAAAGCAUUAGAAGGAUAACACUUAUUUAAAAAGUGUGAAAGCCAUGAAGAGAAGCCUUUGCACAAGGCCUCAACAAAACUGUUGGUUAACUCCAUUUCACAUGGGGCACAUGCUUUUUUGUCUGUUACAUUUCCAUAAAUGAGCAGGUGCAUCCAGAGGUAAUUGCUGUUUCUCAAUCAAGAAAGGUGGUGUGUAAACAUUUUCAUUUGAUAACAAGAUAUUCACAAACAUGUGCUAUGACAAGGGCUAGAAUGUGCAUACCUCCAGCACUGAAUGGAGUAUUGUUGGCAGCAAUGCUGUAAGAUUUACAUUGUUUUUCUCCUGGUGCACAGGAGAUUAUAUUUUAAAUUUCAAACCCAGAUUGCAAAUGGACUUUGGUGUUGUGGAACCAAUUCCACAACAAGUGGGUCAAGAGUAGCCUAUUCAGGUGUCUGUGCCAUGUCUGCUUUCUUGGGGAAAAAUACAUCUGACAUAAAACAAUAAAAAGCAUCACUUGGCUUGAGGAAUAUGCUCUAGCCAGUCUUGGAUGCAAGGCUGGGAUCCAAGACACUGAGGUCGAGCCCGAAAGCCACAAGGCCGAGGUCAAGGCCAGGAGCCUUUUAAGUUGAGGCUGGUAUCAAGGCCAGAUCCUCUUGGCGGAGGCGAGUGUCAAGGCCGCUGCCUCUACACGACAAGUCCUGGAACCGAGGCCACACCACCGAGGCCAAGGUCAAAGAUGAGAGCAGAGGAAAUGUCCUCGAGCUGGCCUCGAUUGGUCUCGAGAACCAAAGGCUGGCUCAAGUGCAUUCCGAUUGCUGUGUUUCGCUUGAGGCCAACAAUCUCCUCCUGUUGACAGUGACACCAUUGCACAGAUGUUUUUUUUCCACUUCACUCGUUUGGGCUGCACAGCAACAUUGCUCCACCGCUCACUCAUCUCGCACCUCAGGAUUCGAGAAGCCUGGAAAUCUGUUUCUAGAGUAAUAAUAAAUACUGUCAAAUUAAUGUUCUAAAGGUACUGGAUUUACCUGAGCUAAAGUGCACUCUUAAGAAGGAUUUUUUUUCUUUAAAGUUUGUAUGUAAAGUGCGUGAAUCUCAAUUUAUUUUAAAUUUUUGUAUAAUCAGUACAUUUAGAACACACGUUGAAAUAGUUUUUAUUUUUUCAACAUAAUUUGUAUGUUUGAGUAUAUAUUUUUCUGCAGCGAUGUCAACAUUCUCGAUAUAAAGAUGUUUUCCUUAAGCAUUGUAGUGGAAGCAUGUAUAGUGGUAGUUGGUGAGCGUGGACUAGCCUAAUGGUGCCUUUUGUGUCACUGUGUAUACACAUAGCCAAACGCACGCACGCACUGCACGCACGCACACACUGAACGCACAACGGAGAAUUCAGGAAUAGUAAGUGCCUGUCCUCGUUAAACGACCACCAAAUUUACAAUUAUUGAUUGCAACACAACUUAGCAGGAGGCAAAAAAAAUACCAUGGUGGCAACAAACAUUUGGAAAAUUACAGCAUCUAAAAUAUACAUCGGCAAACGGUGAACAAAAAACACGACGUUCAAUUUAUGAUUGUCAUAACUCACGUAAAUAAUGGUCUUAAUAGAAAUGGCACAAGGGAUGCUUUCAGGCGUGCCCUCGUCUCCGCCGAAAGGGUGCUUUGACUUCCUGAAAGCCUGCGCAUGUGUUCCUGUUUUCAUUUCAUUAAGGGCAGUGACAUAUGCCGCAGAAGAAGAACGUGAUUGAAUUUUGCGUUAACUCCGUGUCGAGCUGGCUCGGCCGACAGAAUGCGAGCAUGUGCAGAAUGAUAACGAUCUCUGUCCAAUAUCUUGUAUUCAUCUUUCCAACCACAGCACUUACAACACGGUGCCAUAUGCGUGUUGUGUGCUUAGCACGCUUUUUCAUGUUGGAUCAAGGAGAUGCUUCUUUGCCAAAUAGUAAUUUAGCAUUUUCACUCGCAGUGAAAGCUAUGGCCAGUUAUUUGCAGUUUAACUUUCAAAAUAAUGCCUUCGAAUCAAUUAUAUAUGUCAUAACUACGAAAUUCCUAAAAUAAGUAUAUAUUUGAUAUUCGGAGCAUUGCAUGAAACAAGAAUGCAGACAACUCACAUUUGCCAAAAUGUGAAAGGCGUGUGAAUUAUUAAAUUAUAUCCUUAAUUUAGAAAUGUUACUUAAAUGCCGAGUUAUGACAAGCUGUUUAAAAUUGUGUUCAUUAUUGCAUACUCGUUGGAAAGGUAACAAUUCGACUCAAUAUUAAAUGGAUAAAAUGUAUUAACAUAACUUGAAAAUUCAUGAGAAGAUUUAUAGGACUCGAAGACACGUCCAGUCGACAAGUUUCGUCUGUGUGCAUUUUUUCUAUACAGUUGUUAUAAUCAGUAUUUAAAAACAAAAUGUGUCGAAUGAAUUUCAUCUUGUCUUCAUGCUCAAAUGGAAAUAUGCCAUUUUGGUUGACUGGCUGUAGUCACAAGUAAUAACAUUUAAAUAAGAACAGUAUUACAAUAAUGACAUAAACACGUAAUCCUAAUUGUGCACAUAUAUGUAAUGUAUAGCAAAAAUAAUAUCGUGACAUUUCAAAGUCAGAAAGGAGUGUAACUUUCACAGGCCUGUGUCAGGUGUGGUGGAUUUUUGUUUUACUAAUAGCAAACGCUUCUUAUUGCAUCCAAAGAUAAUCAUUUAAAAAAAACAUUUAAACCAUACGUGAGGUCUAAACAUUCAAACAAUUUCAGAUCUCAUAGGGACUGCAUUUCCUCAAGCUAAAUCAAUCCCUGGACCUCAUGAUAACUUAAAGUCACAGUUCACACGUUAUCCUUGUUAAAAUUGCAUCUUUUUCUUGGUGCUGACUGGAGAAAUCAAAGUGCAAAGUCAAGAUUUGGCUUUGUGCACUGCAGUCAUGCAUAAAGCAAAAUGAUCACAGUACGUGGGUAUUGUUGAUCCUGGGACAUUUUGGUGGUAAAAUUCACUCUUUUCUUCAUUGACAUUGAUCUGUGCAUGUGGCAAUGUUUCACCCCCCACUGUGUUGACAGACUGUCAUCUGCAGUGGCUCGGUCUACAGUGCACCACUUUUCAGUGCCAAGCCACCUUGAGUAAACACAGGCCUGAAUGGUGCUCUGUUCAUGCACAAGUUGAGCUUUCGGCUUAUCCAGCACUUCAGGACACUCUCUACUUUCUUGCAUAAUUUUGUGAUCUGACUGUGGGUAAAUGUUGCUCAGCUGAGCGAUUGUCGUAAAAUUAGACCUGAGCGAUCGUCGUAAAAUUAGACCUUUUAACAUUGGAUACUGCAAGCUUCAGAUAGUGCUGAGUUUUGGAUAAUCCUUGUUCUUAUACAGUCCAUGUGUAUAGAGGACAACCCCACUCCUGGCAUUGAGAAGAAUGACUGCGGCGCUGCUGUUGGGCUGUCGUAUUUCUACUUAAUGUAUGAAAAUCCUAAAACCAUGUGUUGUCCACGUUUUAGCUCAGAGGCGCGUUAAAGGGGCUCAAACUUGUCAUAAUAAGACCAAACUGCUGCAAGUAAUGGAUGCAUCUAUAAGCACACAUUGUGAAUAGCUUUGCGUUUUAUCAGUUACAUUUGCAUGACACUUUGGACGUUAGGAUUAAUAUGCUUGUUAUUAAAGUGUUGUAGUCUACACAGAACAAAAAAGUGGCUUCCAGCCAGACUGGCUUUAGUGAAAGUCUGGUUUGAACAAAAAAUGUUUGUAGCAUUUUACCUUUGGUCAAAAAGGUUAUUUAAAUGUUACGCUUUUGACUUAAAAUUAUAUAUAAACUGCCUUUGCUCUGUAUUUUACAAGUUUAUUAUCUAGCAAAUUUUGAUUUUCGUAUUUGAUCGCCUUUGUAAAUAUCACUCUGUUAUUUAACGCACUUAAGGCACAGACGCCCUAAACUCCCGUCAGCUUAAUAAAGCCCUUGUACACAAUUCAA
Petromyzon marinus (sea lamprey) is the source of this 8588-nucleotide messenger RNA. RefSeq names its product disheveled-associated activator of morphogenesis 2-like. Gene Ontology annotation, biological process: actin cytoskeleton organization; negative regulation of oligodendrocyte differentiation; regulation of non-canonical Wnt signaling pathway. The record is from RefSeq and is a predicted model, not a curated record. Gene Ontology annotation, molecular function: small GTPase binding; actin binding. Lineage: Eukaryota; Metazoa; Chordata; Hyperoartia; Petromyzontiformes; Petromyzontidae.